CGUGGAUCAAGCCUUUUUAACCACCCACGGGGACCCCCACGGCUUGCACACGCGCAUAUAGGUGCUCGUCGUCGAUCCCUUUCCUGUACUAGCUGUGCUCCGACGAUCCAGCCCUGACCUGCACCCAAGCCAUGGCGAGCAGCAGCAGGCUGAUGAUGAUGAGCACCAACACGAUGGCCGGGCUAACCAACGACGUCGACUUCUCCUUUGGGGCCAUGCAGGCGCAGCCCUUUGCCGGCUUCGACGCCGGCGCCAUGGCCAUGCCCAGCGUCGAGCGGCCGCCGCUGCUCCAGCACCACCACAACAGCCACCUCUACGACAUUUUUGACCUCGCCGCCGCGGGUUUCCCGUUCCAGGAGCCGGGCCUCCUCCCGCCCACGAGCCUGCCGCUACCGCCGAGCAUGGAGAUGGCAAUGCCGCCGUCGCCGCUGCAGAUGCCGCUCCCGGCGGGCGUGCUCACGGCGGCCGAGGUGUACCCCUUCGGCGGCGCGGGAGGGACGGCGGCGGCGGCGGCGUUUCUGAAGCGGGAGGACGGGCACCACCAGCUCGCGGACGCCGGCGGCGGCGGCGGCGGGACGAUCGGGCUGAACCUCGGCCGGCGGACGUACUUCUCCCCCGCCGACGUGCUCGCCGUGGACCGGCUGCUGGCGCGGUCCCGGCUCGGCGGCGGCGUGGGCCUCGGCAUCGGCGUGCUGGGCCUCAGGCUCGGCGCCGCGCACCACCACCACCACCAGCAGCCGCCGCGGUGCCAGGGCGAGGGCUGCAAGGCCGACCUCUCCGCCGCCAAGCACUACCACCGCCGCCACAAGGUCUGCGAGUACCACGCCAAGGCUGCCACCGUCGCCGCCGCCGGCAAGCAGCAGCGCUUCUGCCAGCAGUGCAGCAGGUUUCAUGUGCUCGCCGAGUUUGACGAUGCCAAGAGGAGCUGCCGGAAGCGGCUCACCGAGCACAACCGCCGCCGCCGGAAGCCGGCCGGGGCACAGGGCAAGGACUCGCCGCCGCCGCCGCCGAAGAGAGCCGCGGACACUUGCAUCAUCUCCACCUCCUACAGCAGUGAUCAUCACAAGAGUGCGAGCGCCACGGCGGAGGUCAAGUCGACGGCCCUCUCGCCGACGAACGGCAGCGGCGGCGUUAGCUGCCUCGACGCCGUGGACAAUGGCCACACAAGCAGCGCCGCGGCGCCGACCGCCCUGUCUCUGGCGGCGCUCCCGCCGCUGCACGACGAGGAGAAGGACGGCGGCAGCGGCCUGGACUCCAUGCUGAUGCGGCAGGUGCAAGUCCGCGACGACCACGACGACGACGACCAUCGCCGCUUCAUGACCUCGCUCGCGAUGCAGCAGCAGGAGCACCAGCACGACGGCGGCAGCGGCGGCCAUGGCGGCCACGACGGCGUUGGCGGCGGAGGCAACAUCUUGUCGUGCCCGCCGGUGUCAGAUCACCGGAACGGCGGCUGCAACGGUUUCUUUGAGAUGGACUUCAUCUAGUGCGAUGCACGCGUUCACGUACUACGUGAAAAGGAGGAGGAAAAGCCUAUAGCAUCGCUGCAUUAUUAUGAAAGAUGCGUGAGCGUGACGUGAGAGAAAGGAACAACACAGGUUGGCGUGGCACCACAGCAGCUAGCCUUUUCUUUUUACUGCGUUAGUGUACUUUAUUAGCUGUAACCGUAGUGCUGAUGGACUUUUAAUUUACUAGAUGGGAAAUUUAGGUGCAGGUGUAUUAUUUUUAUUUUAUUUUCAUUCCUUUUGGUAAAUGUACAUUAUGUGUAUGUGUGUUAAUUUACUAGUCAAUUUGGAGUGUAGUAUGGUGCAUGAUCGACUA
Panicum virgatum (switchgrass) is the source of this 1818-nucleotide messenger RNA. Its product is annotated as squamosa promoter-binding-like protein 5. The record is from RefSeq and is a predicted model, not a curated record. Gene Ontology annotation, molecular function: DNA binding. The transcript is spliced from 3 exons. Gene Ontology annotation, cellular component: nucleus. NCBI's taxonomy places the organism in Eukaryota, Viridiplantae, Streptophyta, Magnoliopsida, Poales, Poaceae. Bases 132 to 1484 code for a protein of 450 amino acids.